Racocetra fulgida is the source of this 145-nucleotide messenger RNA. NCBI's taxonomy places the organism in Eukaryota, Fungi, Glomeromycota, Glomeromycetes, Diversisporales, Gigasporaceae. The record is from the annotation of a GenBank genome assembly.
AUGAACACCUAUCAUUACUACAUUACUAUAUUAAUAAAGCUUACCACUAUACAGCUAAUUGACAGCGACAAAACUAGUGGUGAUAAAACUGACGACACGACGACCAGCGGCAACAAAACCGGCGGCAGCAAAACUGACGGCAACA